AUAGAAUAAAAUAAGAAGAAUAUUUAAAAUGUUAUCAUAAAAACUUACAUCACACAAAACUAAAUUACAAUGGUAUGCGAAGGAAAACCUUAAAAAUUCGCCACUCCGGUCAAUAAUUGUAGAACACAAACAAUGGAAUUUCAUAGACCUGAGGCUUAUACAUACGGAUUAUUAGCCAAAAAACCGAUAAGCGAUUACAAAUUUCGAAUUCGUGACAUGGAACGAAUGCGUCUUGAAAGACAUCAAAUGGGAACUGAAGAUCAUUUUAAAAGCAUAAAAAGACAUACUCAACACAUCCAAAUGAUCGACAUGGCUGAUAAGAAAUGUGUCUAUAAUCUAAUAAAAAAAAUGGUUGAUGAUGAAAUGAAAGCCAAUGAACAUUUGUUUAUAGAAGACUGUCCGAAACAAGAUUUAAUAGAAGAUGAGAAGGAACCAGAGCUUUCUAAAAUAUCCACAGAAGAAUUACAGGAAAUAAUUGAUGAGUCAAAAACAAAAAAAGAUGAAAUAGAACGUAAAAUAGUGGAAGAAAAACGUUUACAGCAUUUCAUAGUAAAUUCUGACGAAUUGAGAGUUGCAGCUAUUGCUAAACGUAAAAAAGAAAUAGCUGAAUUUAACUAUAAAAUUAUUCAGGAAAAAGAAAUGAUCGCAAAAGAACAAAAAGUGAAAAAAAGGGAGCUGGCUAAUUUAGAGAACACAGAAUCACUUAAAUUUCAGAUUCACCAAAAAGAACAAGAAAAACGCAAAAUUUUGGAACAAAAAGAACAAUUUCGAAAUGAAUUACAUAAACAAUUACAAGAAAAAGAAAUUAUACGGGAACAAGAAAAAGAGUUGAAAAAUAUCGAACGUAAUGAUUUAAUAAUGUUAAAGAAACAAUUAGUUGAAGAGGAAGAACUUGAAAAACUGGAACGAAUAAAAAACCGGAAACGGAACAAAGAAGAAAUCGAACAGUUCAUCGAAGAACGAAUGAAAUUAUUUUCAAAACCGAACGAGACGAUAUCAACUUUAAACGAUACGUUUGCAACCACAAAUCCGGAUAAUUUUACUAAGAACACUACAGAUGACUGUGAAGCAAAGAUUCAGUUGCGACGUGAAAACGAGAUGUUUAUGAAGCACGACGCGAUGAUCAAAGAAGAACGCAGAAAGCAAAACAAUGAAAUGUCGAACAUAUUGAUGAAACAAAUGAAGGAAAUAGAUGAUCUGAAAUUAUCCAUUGAACGCAAAAAUUAUGAAUCACGACGGAAACGCGUAGAGGAAGGGAACAAAAUACUAAUGGAACAAUUGAAAAUACGCGAAGCAUUGAUCGAACAACAAAAACAAAUAAAUCGCAUGACGUACGAAGAGUCGAUGAUAGAUCGCGAAAAAUAUUUAAAUGAGAUGAAGGAACUGUCCGAAAAGAGAAAACAAAACAAAUGGCAGAUUAGAAAAUAUUUAAACGAUCAAAUUAACACCAGAAAAAAGAUAAGGAAAAAACAAAAAAUCACCGAAAUGGAAAAUCAUCGAAAACAUAUGAUGGAAUUAGCUGAACAAGAAGAACUACUUCAAAAAUUAUUAAAACAAGUUUAGGCUCACGAUUAGCUAAUACUAAUAUCGGUUGGCGAAUGUAGAGUUUUUUUCUUUUGUCAGGGAUUCCAAAAUAUGUUUGGUAAUUUACAUCAAUUAUGAAUAGAUUAGUCAACACAAGUGUUGAAAAAAUGGACGUUAUCAGCCUAGUCACACGAGCCUUAACAUAAACGACAUUUAUAUAAAAUAAGCUACAUACAUUUAAUUAUUCUCUUUUGGUCUUAAAAUAUGGACAAUAUAUACAUUGGUUUUAUUAUGUACACUAUAGCAAAAGAAAAAAUGAGUGCAACAAAAAUGUUGGGUUCAUCAUAAAAACCGAGAACGAAUAUUGAAUAGUUCGUUUUACUAUCAUUACAACAGUCAAAGAACAUAUAAAGUGAAUUUUUUUUUAAAUUUUUUCGUGUGUCACAAUAUACAUUUGAUGAACUUGAUACCAAAACUUAAGUCUCUAUGAGCGUCGUCAUCGAUAUUGACCAAAACUUAUUUCAAAACAGAAUUUUAAUCUGCACCCAGAAAAUCUCAAAAAGUGGAUCACUGCACCCCCAGCGAUGCAAUAUUUUCAAAUGGUUCCGUACUUCUCUAGUACAACACCAAUUGUAGUUACAUCCAUUAUAAUAUUACAUUUCGCACCAAAUUACCACGAAAAAAAAAAUUAGCAUUUAAAGUUUUUUUUUUUUUUAUUA
Molecule: messenger RNA, 2243 nt
Organism: Sipha flava (yellow sugarcane aphid)
Lineage: Eukaryota; Metazoa; Arthropoda; Insecta; Hemiptera; Aphididae
Product: trichohyalin-like
Exons: 9
Coding region: 133-1563 (476 amino acids)
Source: RefSeq, a predicted model, not a curated record